AUGGUGGACGAAAGCGAUAAGAAACAACAGACUAUUGAUGAGCAACCCCAGAUAAAUGCCGAAAAGCAAACUUCAAGCAAGAAGGAUAAAAAGAAGGAGGAAGAGGAGCAGCUAUCUGAAGAAGAUGCAAAGCUUAAAGCGGACUUAGAGCUACUUGUCGAGAGACUGAAAGAGGACGACGCAUCUUUGUAUGAUGCAUCCUUGAAUGCUUUGAAGGAAUCCAUUAAAAACUCCACAAGUUCUAUGACCGCGGUCCCCAAACCUUUAAAAUUUCUUCGUCCCGCAUACCCAGACUUAUGUGCUAUAUAUGAUAAAUGGACGGAUUCGAAUUUGAAGUCCUCUUUAGCAGAUGUGUUGUCAAUCCUAGCUAUGACAUACUCUGAAGAUGGUAAGGAUGAUUCUUUGAGAUAUAGAUUGCUUUCUAACGUCUCUGAUUUCGAAAGCUGGGGUCAUGAAUAUAUCCGUCAUUUGGCCUUAGAGAUUGGUGAAGUAUACAACGAUCAAGUGGAAAAGGAUGCUGAAGAUGAGACAUCCUCCGAGGAAUCUAAAAGCGAGGAAUCUUUGACUAAAGCUGGAUUCGAUUUCUCCAAGGAAGAUAUCUUACGUCUGUGUUUAGAUAUCGUUCCGUAUUUUUUGAAACACAACGGUGAAGAAGAUGCUGUAGACUUGCUCUUAGAAAUUGAAUCUAUUGAUAAACUACCCCAAUUUGUAGAUGAAAACACUUUCCAAAGAGUUUGUCAAUACAUGGUCGCAUGUGUUCCACUUUUGCCCCCUCCUGAAGACGUUGCAUUUUUGAAAACCGCAUAUUCCAUUUAUCUGUCUCAAAAUGAACUAACGGAUGCAGUUGCCUUGGCAGUUAGAUUAGGAGAAGAAGAAAUGAUCAGAUCCGUUUUUGAUGCUACUAGCGAUCCAGUAAUGCAUAAACAGUUAGCAUACAUUUUAGCCGCACAAAAGACAUCCUUUGAAUACGAGGGCGUUCAGGAUAUAAUUGGUAAUGGUAAGUUGUCAGAACACUUUUUAUAUCUCGCUAAAGAAUUGAAUUUAACUGUUCCAAAGGUUCCAGAAGACAUCUAUAAAAGUCAUUUGGAUAACUCAAAAUCCGUAUUCUCGAGCGCUGGCCUAGAUUCCGCCCAACAAAACUUGGCUUCGUCAUUCGUCAACGGGUUUCUAAACUUAGGUUACUGCAACGAUAAGCUGAUUGUGGAUAAUGACAACUGGGUUUAUAAAACUAAAGGUGAUGGUAUGACUUCUGCAGUGGCCAGUAUUGGAUCUAUAUACCAGUGGAACUUGGAUGGUUUACAACAACUAGAUAAAUACUUGUACGUUGACGAACCAGAAGUUAAAGCGGGUGCGUUGUUAGGUAUUGGUAUUUCCGCUUCAGGUGUGCAUGACGGUGAAGUCGAACCAGCUUUGCUGCUUUUGCAAGAUUAUGUUACUAAUCCAGAUGUUAAAAUCAGUUCCGCGGCUAUUCUUGGUCUAGGAAUUGCUUUCGCCGGUAGUAAGAAUGAUGAAGUGUUGGGAUUAUUGUUACCGAUCGCUGCAUCCACUGAGUCACCUAUCGAAACUGCAGCCAUGGCUUCAUUAGCUCUAUCUCAUGUUUUUGUUGGUACUUGUAAUGGCGAUAUCACAACUUCUAUCAUGGACAACUUUUUAGAGCGUACACCUAUCGAACUGAAGACUGACUGGGUCAGAUUCCUGGCGCUUGCGUUGGGUAUCCUUUACAUGGGACAAGGUGAACAAGUAGACGAUGUUCUAGAAACUAUCAGUGCUAUCGAACAUCCAAUGACUUCAGCUAUUGAAGUUUUGGUUGGUUYAUGCGCUUAUACCGGCACAGGUGAUGUUUUAUUGAUUCAAGACUUGUUGCAUCGUUUAACCCCCAAGAACGUAAAGGGCGAAGAAGAUGCUGAUGAUGAUGAAGAAGAUGCUGAAGGCCAAACUAACAGUAUAAGCGAUUUCUUGGGUGAGCAAUUACCAGAAACUGCCAAGAAUGAAGAAGUUGAGAGUGAAGUCGACGAAAUGGAUGUUGAUGCUGAAGGAGAGGAAACCGAAAUCAAGGCUGAAGUCACAGAAAAGAAAACGGAUGAAACUUUGGGAAGUGAAGAGAAAAAAGUUGAAGACGGAGAAAAGGGAAAGUCUACCGAUAAAGAUACCGCUGCAGAUGAAAAAACUGAAGACGAGGAAGAAGAAAAAGAAGCAGGUGUAGUCGAUGAGCUUGCGUAUGCUGUUCUGGGUAUUGCUUUGAUUGCCCUUGGUGAAGAUAUUGGUAAAGAAAUGUCUUUGCGUCAUUUUGGUCACUUAAUGCAUUACGGUAAUGAACACAUCCGUCGUAUGGUACCUUUGGCAAUGGGUCUUGUUUCUGUAUCUGAUCCACAGAUGAAGGUUUUCGACACUUUAACACGUUUCUCGCAUGAUGCUGAUUUAGAUGUUUCAAUGAAUUCUAUUUUUGCCAUGGGUUUAUGUGGUGCUGGUACUAACAACGCAAGAUUAGCCCAACUUUUGAGACAGUUAGCAAGUUAUUACUCACGUGAACAAGAUGCUCUGUUUAUCACAAGAUUAGCACAAGGGCUAUUGCAUUUAGGAAAAGGUACUAUGACAUUGGACUUGUUUAAUGACGCUCACGUUUUGAAUAAAGUCACAUUAGCAUCAAUCUUAACCACUGCAGUUGGGUUAGUAUCGCCAAGUUUCAUGUUGCAGCACCAUCAAUUGUUCUACAUGUUGAAUGCCGGUAUAAGGCCAAAAUUCAUUUUAGCAUUAAAUGAUGAAGGAGAGCCAAUAAAGGUCAACGUACGUGUCGGACAAGCAGUGGAGACUGUUGGACAAGCAGGUAGACCAAAAAAGAUCACUGGUUGGAUUACACAAUCUACACCUGUCUUAUUAAAUCAUGGUGAAAGAGCAGAACUAGAGACUGAUGAAUACAUCAGUUAUACUCGUCAUAUUGAAGGUGUGGUGAUUCUAAAGAAGAACCCUGAUUACCAUGAAGAAGAGUAA
Molecule: messenger RNA, 2988 nt
Organism: Saccharomyces eubayanus
Lineage: Eukaryota; Fungi; Ascomycota; Saccharomycetes; Saccharomycetales; Saccharomycetaceae
Gene: RPN1
Product: proteasome regulatory particle base subunit RPN1
Exons: 1
Coding region: 1-2988 (995 amino acids)
Biological process (GO): proteasome-mediated ubiquitin-dependent protein catabolic process; regulation of protein catabolic process
Cellular component (GO): proteasome regulatory particle, base subcomplex; proteasome storage granule; proteasome complex
Molecular function (GO): enzyme regulator activity
Source: RefSeq, a predicted model, not a curated record